Cherax quadricarinatus is the source of this 8090-nucleotide messenger RNA. Lineage: Eukaryota; Metazoa; Arthropoda; Malacostraca; Decapoda; Parastacidae. The record is from RefSeq and is a predicted model, not a curated record.
CCAGAACUUCGGAAAAAAUAUACGGGUUGCUUUGCAAAACAGUGGAGAACUCUGCUGCAAUAAAGGCCGCUCUUGUUGAAUCAAGUUUAUAUACCAAUGAACCAAAAUUUGAUCCAUAUCUUGCACAAGUGUUAACAGCAGAGAUGCUUGGCAAAGGACUGCUGGGAGAUUGUAAGCCAAUACUUACUCUCCUAAAAUAUGAGGGCAAGAUCAGAAGCUUCGCAGGCUCCAACUUUUCCAGACAUUCUUCACAUGUGAUGAAAGACAACUGUCCGCGAUAUGUACGUGUCAACACCUUAAAGACAUCCCUAAGUAACGUACAAUACCAGCUGGACAACAAUGGAUGGAGCCUUCAAGAAUAUGAUCCUACACAAGUUACAUACUCUGAUUUUCUAAAAUUUAUCCAAGCUAGUUGUUUGCCAGUGUUAGUGAGUGGCAUAAAGCCAGGAAGUAACGUGAUUGAUGCAUGUGCUGCCCCAGGCAACAAGACUUCUUACAUUGCAGCAGCAAUCAAUAACACUGGGCAUGUUGUAGCAAUAGAGAAAGACUUAGAGCGUUACCAGACGCUGCAGAGGCUUGUGGUGGAGCGUAGAGCGACAUGUGUUACUACCCUCAACCAAGAUUUCACCAGACUUCCCCUUGACAAGUACUCACAGGUGGAAUUCAUAUUUGUUGAUCCUUCAUGCUCAUCUAGUGGUGUGAACCUGCACAACGAUGAAGUACCUGAGGAGCGCAUCAGAAGCCUUGCGUGUUUUCAGGCUCACCUCUUGCGACAUGCUCUGUCAUUUCCAUCAGUGCAGGAGGUCAUUUACUCCACCUGUUCAGUUUAUGUACAGGAGAAUGAAGAGGUUGUUCAAAAUGCCCUAAAGGAAUUCCAAGAUCAGUUUGAAUUAGAAGAUCUUAGUGAAAAACUCUCUGGCUGGAAACACUUUGGAAAUGAGAGUUUUGUGUUUGGGAGGAGGUGUUUGAGGACCAGAACUGAUGUAGAUAAAUGUCAUGGAUUCUUUGUAGCUAAAUUUGUAAGAAUCAGUAAAAUUUGCAAUAGAUUAACUUCAGUGAAUAAGAUAGAUAAAAAAAGAAAGCAACAAAAAAGCUUUAAAAACUUAGAAAUUGUGUCUGGGAAUAGUAAGAAUUUAGAAAGUAAGUUGAGUGAAGUUGUCACUUGUGCAAAAAAGAAACAAAAAGUUAAGAGAUAAGAAAAUGGAUGAAGUAUAUAUUACAGUGCCUGCAAAAAUAAUCUAGACCCCCCCCCCUUUUUUUUCCAACAAACCGGCCGUAUCCCACCGAGGCAGGGUGGCCCAAAAACAAAAACAAAAGUUUCUCUUUUUAAAUUUAGUAAUCUAUACAGGAGAAGGGGUUCCUAGCCCCUUGCUACUGGCAUUUUAGUCGCCUAUUACAACAUGCAUGGCUUACGGAGUAAGAAUUCUGUUUCACUUCCCCAUGGAGAUAAGAGGAAAUAAACAAGAACAAGAACUAGAAAGAAAAUAGAAGAAAACCCAGAGGGGUGUGUAUAUAUAUGCUUGUACAUGUAUGUGUAGUGUGACCUAAGUGUAAGAAGUAGUAGCAAGAUGUACCUGAAAUCUUGCAUGUUUAUGAGACAGAAAAAAGACACCAGCAAUCCUACCAUCAUGUAAAACAAUUACAGGCUUUCGUUUUACACUCACUUGGCAGGACGGUAGUACCUCCCUGGGCGGUUGCUGUCUACCAACCUACUACCUAGGGGACCACCCCCUUUAUCAUUAUGAAGAUGUUUAAAAUACAACAAUUUAAACAUUAUAGAACAAAAACUGUAAUACUUGACAUUUACAUAAGUAUUUUGUCAUUUCCCCCUUAUUCUUGAUGACCAUUUGAAGCUGUUUGGGCAUGCUUUCACUCAGAUUCCUGAAGUUACUAAAUGGAGAGUUAGAGGUAUUGGAAAGAUGGAGGGAAUAAUUUGAGGAACAGUUAACCCCUUUAGGGUCCAAAGGCCAAAUUUCAAAGUGCACACCCGUGUCCAAGAAUUUUCAAAAAAUUAUUUUGUUAUUUUUUCUUAUGAAAUGGUAGAGAAUCUUUUUCUGAAGGUAAUAAAACAAAAAGUAUGAAAUUUGAUGGAAAAUUGAUGAAAUUAUGCUCUUGCGAAUUUUGACGUGUCAGUGAUAUUUACACCGGCGAUUUUGCCGACUUUGACUCCCAUUUUAGGCCAAUUACUUUAUUCCAGUCUACCAAAUUCUUAGCUAUUUCACUAGUAUUACUUCUGUUCUAUCGAUUGAGCACAAGAAAUCACCAGCUUAGUGCAAAGUUCAAAAUAUUCCAAUUUCAAAAUAGGGCCCAGAAUAAACAAUGCAGGCAUUCCUGGUACUACACUAACAUUGCCUCUGUUCAUUAGUUAUGUUUUUCAGGCUUUACAAAUGAAUUCCAUUUUCAUUUUUAAUUCACAUAAUGAAUUUUUAUUCAAACCAAAAAAUGGAAGAUUUACACUCAUGCAAUAUUGUAAUAAUUGUAUAAAUAAUAUCAGCUCAUUUGUGAACGUAUAUUAGACCCACCAGCUAGCAUAUAUUAGACGUGUGAGGUCAUUUGUUUACUCUUGAACAUUGGCAAAAAUUUAACAUUUCUGCUACUUAGAGCUCAGUUUGAAGUCAUUUUCAGUACUAAAACCAAUCAAAAUCAUCUCUAUUUCUGUAAUAUAUCUUCCAUUCUAUCAAAUGAGACCAAGAAAUUGCAAAUACAACUAUAUAAAACAUAUGAAAAAACACUGCAAAGUUGCUGUUUUAAUCGAAAAUUACAGUCUCAGUUUUUUUUCCAUUCAUUAUGCACUGUGUGCUGCAGGAUUUGUUUCAUGUGGUGCACACAUACCACAUAGAUGUAUUCUCUCAUAUCUAGGCCCAAAUUUACCGCUCACAGCUUAUUAAGAGUGAGCUGAGCUCAUGACGUAGAUCUGCGGUUUGGACCCUCAACAUAAAGCCGUAGAUCUGUGGCACGGACCCUCAAAGGAAUAAAUGUUGAUGAAGAUAGGGAAGCUGUGAUUUUGUGUAUUGGGCAAGGAGGAAUAACAUCUUGUAGGAGUGAGGAAGAACCAGUUAUGAGUGUGGGGGAAGUGCAUGAGGCAGUGGGUACAAUGAAAGGGGGUAAACCAGCUGAUUUUAAUGGGAUGGAGAUAGAAAUGUUAAAAGCAGGUGGGGAUAUAGUUUUGGAGUGGUUAGUAUUUUUAUUUAAUAAAUGUAUGGAAGAGGGUAAGGUACCUAAUCGUUGGAAGAGUACAUGCAUAGUUCUUUUGUAUGAAGGCAAAGGGGACAAAAGAGAGUGUAAAAAUUAUAGGGGAAUAAGUCUUCCAGCAAGCGUACGUGAGCUUGUUAGAUAGGAGUGAAUGGACACAAAUGGUAUUUGGGACCCGACGAUCUGUUGGAGUGUGAGCAGGGUAAUAUUUAGUGAAGGGAUUCAGGGAAACCGGUUAUUUUAUAUAACCGGACUGGAGUCCUGGAAAUGGGAAGUACAAUGCCUGCACUCUAAAGGAGGGGUUUGGGAUAUUGGCAGUUUGGAGAGAUAUAUUGUGUAUUUUUAUACGUAUAUACUUCUAAGCUGUUGUAUUCUGGGCACCUCUGCAAAAACAGUGAUUAUGUGUGAGUGAGGUGAAAGUGUUGAAUGAUGAUGAAAGUAUUUUCUUUUUUGGGAUUUUCUUUCUCUCGGUGGGAGACGGCCGACUUGUUGAAAAAAAAAAAAAGUCUGUUAAUUAUACCUGGUAAAGUGUUUGGUAGAGUUAUUAUUGAAAGAAUUAAGAUGGAGAGCAGGAUAGCAUUUGAACAAAAGGCUUUAGGAAGGGUAAGGGGUGUGUAGACCAGGUGUUUACAGUGAAACAUACAGGUGAACAGUAUUUAGACAAGGGUAAAGAGGUUUUUGUGGCAUUUAUGGAUUUGGAAAAGGCAUAUGAUAGGGUGGAUGGGGGGGCACUGUGGCAGAUGUUGCAAAUGUAAGGAAUAGGAGGUAGGUUAUUGAAAGCAGUGAAGAGUUUUUAUGAGGAUAGUGAGGUUCAGGUAUCUAGGAGAGAGGGAGAUUAUUUCCCAGUAAAAGUAGGGCUUAGACAGGGAUGUGUGAUGUCACCAUGGUUAUUCAAUAUAUUUGUAGAUGGAGUUGUAAGAGAAGUGAAUGAUCAGGUGUUGGCAAGAGGUGUGGGGUUUAAAGAUAAAGAAUCUAACACAAAGUGGGAGUUGUCACAGUUGCUUUUUGCUGAUGACACUGUGCUUUUGGGAGACUGAAGAGAAGUUGCAGAGGUUGGUGGAUGAGUUGGGUAGGGUAUGUAAAAGAAGAAAAUUGAAAGUGAAUAUAGGAAAGAGAAAGGUGAUGAGGAUAAAACAAAUUAGGUAAUGAAAGAUUGGAUAUCAGGUUGGAGGGAGAGAGUAUGGAGGAGGUUAAUAUUUUUUUUAUUAACACACUGGCCGAUUCCCACCAAGGCAGGGUGGCUCGAAAAAGAAAAACUUUCACCAGCAUUCACUCCAUCACUGUCUUGCCAGAAGGGUGCUUUACACCACAGUUUUUAAACUGCAACAUUAACACCCCUCCUUCAGAGUGCAGGCACUGUACUUCCCAUCUCCAGGACUCAAGUCCGGCCUGCCGGUUUCCCUGAAUCCCUUCAUAAAUGUUACUUUGCUCACACUCCAACAGCAUGUCAAGUAUUAAAAACCAUUUGUCUCCAUUCACUCCUAUCAAACACGCUCAUGCAUGCUUGCUGGAAGUCCAAGCCCCUCGCACACAAAACCUCCUUUACCCUCUCCCUCCAACCUUUCCUUGGCCGACCCCUACCCCGCCUUCCUUCCACUACAGACUGAUACACUCUUGAAGUCAUUCUGUUUCGCUCCAUUCUCUCUACAUGUCCGAACCACCUCAACAACCCUUCCUCAGCCCUCUGGACAACAGUUUUGGUAAUCCCGCACCUCCUCCUAACUUCCAAACUACGAAUUCUCUGCAUUAUAUUCACACCACACAUUGCCCUCAGACAUGACAUCUCCACUGCCUCCAGCCUUCUCCUCGCUGCAACAUUCAUCACCCAUGCUUCACACCCAUAUAAGAGCAUUGGUAAAACUAUACUCUCAUACAUUCCCCUCUUUGCCUCCAAGGACAAAGUUCUUUGUCUCCACAGACUCCUAGAUGCGCUGCUAACCCUUUUCGCCUCAUCAAUUCUUUGAUUCACCUCAUCUUUCAUAGACCCAUCCACUGACACGUCCACUCCCAAAUAUCUGAAUACAUUCACCUCCUCCAUACUCUCUCCCUCCAAUCUGACAUCCAAUCUUUCAUCACCUAAUCUUAUUGUUAUCCUCAUAACCUUCUGUUUCCUGUAUUCACUUUUAAUUUUCUUCUUUUGCAUACCCUACCAAAUUCAUCCACCAACCUCUGCAACGUCCCUUCAGAAUCUCCCAAGAGCACAGUGUCAACUCCCACUUUAUGUGUGAUUCUUUAUCUAUUUAACCCCACGCCUCUUGCCAAGACCCUCGCAUUUACUUCUCUUACAACCCCAUCUAUAAAUAAACAACCACGGUGACAUCACACAUCCUUGUCUAAGGCCUACUUUUACUGGGAAAUAAUCUCCCUCUUUCCUACAUACACUAACUUGAGCCUCACUAUCCUCGUAAAAACUCUUCACUGCUUUCAGUAACCUACCUCCUACACCAUACACCAUACGAGGAGGUUAAUGUAUUCAGAUAAUUAGGAGUGGACAUGUUAGCAGAUGGGUCUGUGAAAGAUGAGGUGAAUCAUAGAAUUGAUGAGGGAAGAAAGGUGAGUGGUGCACUGAGAAGCCUGUGGAGACAAAGAACUUGAUCUGUGGAAGAAGAGAGGGGAAUAUAUGAGAGUAUAGUUAUGCCAACAUUCUUAUAUGGGUGUGAAGCAUGUGUGGUGGAUGUUGCAACAAGGAGAAGGCUGGAGGCAGUGGAGAUGUCAUGUCUGAGGGCAAUGUGUGAUGUGAAUAUAAUGUAGAGAAUCCGUAGUUUGGAGAUUAGGAGGAGGUGUGGGAUUACCAAAAUUAUUAUCCAGAGGGCUGAGGAAGGGUUAUUGAGGUGGUUUGGACAUGUAGAGAGGAUGUAACUAAAUAGAAUGACUUCGAGAAUGUAUAAAUCUGUAGUGAAGGGAGGGUUGGGUAGGGGUCGGCCUAGGAAAGGUUGGAGGGAAGGGAUAAAGGAGGUUUUGUGUGUGAGGGGCUUGGACUUUCAGCAAACAUGCGUGAGCAAAUGGAGACAAAUGGUUUUAAGGACUUGACAUGCUGUUGGAAUGUGAGCAAGGUAACAUUUAUGAAGGGAUUCAAGGAAACUGGCAGACCAGACUUCAGUCUUGGAUAUGGAAAGUACAGUGCCUACACUCUGGAGGAGGGAUGUUAAUGUUGUAGUUUUAUAACUGUAGUGUCAACACGCCUCUGGCAAGACAGUGAUGGAGUGAAUGAUGAUGAAAGUUUUUCUUUUUCGGGUCAACCUGCCUUGGUGGGAAACAGUCAAUGUGUUAAUAAAUAAAAAAAAAAAUGGUUGACCCAAAUGUCCUUGAUCUGCUGCUGCAGGCAAGACAUGGAUGAAAUGUGGCAGGAUUCCAUCUUCUUUUUCAUGAUAUUCCAGGCAUUCUCAACACAGUUCAGGUCUGUACUAUUCCCUGGCCACUGUAAAACCUCAAUAUUUUGUCUCAACAAACCACUGGGUUACUUUUUUAGGACUUGUGAUUUGCUGAACCUGCCUCCAUUAUAAACAGUACAAAACUGUCCAAAUUCAUAUUGCAUACAUCAUCUGAAUGUUUUCCGGAGGUAUCUGUUAACUCUCUGAGUUACACAAGAGACUUGGGUAUGUAUCACCUCUCAGUGUGCCUGCAUACAUCUACUCCAAGAGCCCAGGAUUUGGAGCUGUAUUUAGUGCCAUGUAAUUUUUGUGCCAAGUAGAUAAAUAUGAGUAGUUCAAAGAUGAUUAGUGAGGAACAAGCCCAUGCAGUAUAGUGGCUUGGAGAUAAGAAAAGAGUCACCAUAAAGGAAAUUUGUCGCUGUACUGGAUGAGCAAAGUCCAGCAUAAUGGCGUUACUUUCUGCCGCCCAUGAUGUCAUUUCUGCUACAAAACCUCAUACUGGAUGACCAAGGAGGAUAUCUAAACACAGAUAACAUUCUAAACAGAGAACUACAUAGAAGUCUACAUAUUACUGCUUCAUAGCUCAAAGAAAUGCAUCCUGAAUCCUUGCUGCCAGGAAAACCCAACUCAUGCCUUAUAUGAAGAAGGAAUGUUUGCAGUUUGUCAAGAAUUAUGUGCACUGUGACCAGGAGGCCUGGUCACAGACCGGGCCGCAGGGGCGUUGACCCCCGGAACUCUCUCCAGGUAAACUCCAGGUAAACUGGAGUGUUGACCAAAAAAAAACUCGUGUCAAAUGAAUCCACAUUUCAGUUCAUUUGAGGUCAAUGCAGGGUGAGGUGCCUCUCCUUCAUCAGCAGGUACGACCCUGCAUACGCAGUGAACACCAUAAAGUACCCACAAUUUGUCAUGGUUUGGGAUUGCUUUUAUCAUUUACUUGGUCAUGGGGGUUUGUACCUGCUUCUCUAAAAUGUUACAAUGAAUGCCACCUGCUACAUCACCGUUCUCAAGGACCACCUGCUGAAUAUUUUUGAAAUUCAUGUCAUGAUACUGUCCCCAGCCACAAGGCCAAAGAAAGUAACCCUGUGGUUUGCUGAGAAAAAAUAUUGAAGUUUUACAGUGGCCAGGGAAUAGUCCAGACCUGAAUCCUAUUGAGAAUGCCUGGAAUAUGAUGAAGAUGGAAUCCUGCCACAUUUCAUCCAUGUUAUGCCUGCAGCAGUUGAUCAAGGACAUUUGAGUCAACCAGUUAUUCAAUGAUUACUUCAGGAAUCUGAGUGAAAGCAUGCCCAAACAAUUUGAAAUGGUCAUCAAGGAUAAGGGGCACACAACAACAUAUUAAUGUAAGCACCAAGUUUUACAGUUCUUGUUUAAUAAGGUUUAUGUUAUUAUUUUUUAACAAUUUUCAUAAUAAUAUGGGGGAGGUACUGAUUAUUUUUGCAGGAACUGUAUAUAUGAAGAAGGAAAAAAUCCUAAAAUACAGUGAAAAAUGCCUGUAACUGGUUUUGUAGAUGAAUAAAGGUCAUUUUGUCA